This is a messenger RNA of Maniola jurtina (meadow brown), 1398 nucleotides long. RefSeq lists its product as uncharacterized. The transcript is spliced from 4 exons. NCBI's taxonomy places the organism in Eukaryota, Metazoa, Arthropoda, Insecta, Lepidoptera, Nymphalidae. The record is from RefSeq and is a predicted model, not a curated record. The coding region runs from base 181 to 1398 and encodes 405 amino acids.
UGAUAGAACGUCCAGAGUCCUGCCAGCAGGACUUUGCGUCCUACCGGUAGGACGCAAUAGAUUUGGCUAUAUGAGGUUUUCUAAGCCUGCUAGCAGGACGAAACAAGUACCACUAAAUAGUGCGUCCUUUUCUCUCUUUGCGAGUUUUUGAUUCAUGUUUCUACGACUAGUUGGGCCGAAAUGGCUGCGAAUAUAAGACGUGGGGACCGCGUUCGCGCCAAAGCUACCUAUUUCGACGAACAAGAUGGCGGCAAUACAUGGAGUCGUCAACAUUUUGGCGAUAAUUACCAUAUCAGUUAUUGUUGGGGUACAGUAAGAAAAGUGGAAAACAAAUUUGCAAGAGUAUAUUGGGAUAUUGAUAAAAAAGUUUCAACCGUGCCCGUCGAAUAUUUAAUUGCUGACCACGAAAACGAAAAUUUAAUUGAAGCAAAUACUAAUCAAUAUUGUUCACUGUCUGAAUCAGAUUCAUCCACUUCAAGCGAAGAUGAGGAGGAGACGAAUAAUUAUCCGACUACCAGUAGGAGCAACGUAAUAAAUUCUACCGAAAAUAUAGUCGUUGUAAAGGGUGUUACCUGGACUUUUAUGGAGGCAAUACGACUUGACCAACGACAACAGGGUAAUUACAAAGCUACCCUACAAGAACCAUUGAGGGGCACACAAAGCGUAAAGGACGCUUUUUUUAUGGUUUUUCCCCGGGAGAAAGUUCAUUAUAUAAUACAAUGCACUAACUCUAUGUUUCCAGCAAAACAAAAAGUUUUGACUGAGAAAGAGUUACUACUGUUUAUAGGUAUAAUGUACGCUAUGACGCUUCAGGAACUGCCGGACCGUCGAUGUUACUGGAAUACGACUUCUGAAGGUAUAUAUCCCCCAGCCAAUUUUGGACAAAAGUUUGGAAUGAGUCGUCAGAGAUUCGAGACUAUUCUCAUGGCUCUGCGCUUCACACAACCCUCAGAUCUCGAUGAUUCCGACAAAUGGCGUAACGUCAGAACUUUAGUAACGAUGGUAAACGAGAAACUGGAACAUACCAUCCGUCCUGGUUCAAAAAUUACUGUGGAUGAGUCCUUGUUCGCUAGGUACGGAAGAGGUGCGUACUUCAAAGACGAACACGACCAAGUCUCACACAGGUGGUUUACAACCAACUUGGUAUUAGCUCUGACGGACGAAGAUACUGAUGCUCAACUUGAAAAUGUUCCGCCGCCUAAUGAGAACAUCGCUAGUAGUGGAGAACACAUUCUUGAAGCCUUGUCAAAAUCGGAUGAAAGGAAGAGAGUUCAACGCGUUAUCAUACCUGAGCAACACGAUACGAAACGAAUAAAAUCAAACGUCAGUAAAAAAUCAAAUGCCAAUUUCAACUUCAUUUGUUGGAGCGCUUCGCUCUGCGUCGCGUCGCCUACGUAA